UGGGGGCGGGGCCACUCCGAGCUUCUUUCUCCUAAAGUAGGGUGCCAGCGGGAGGCGGCGGCUGCUCCUCCGCAGUGUUGGGAAGAUGGCGCCGCCGGUGACGGAGCGGGGGCUGAAGAGCGUGGUGUGGCAGAAGAUCAAAGCAACAGUGUUUGAUGACUGCAAGAAAGAAGGCGAAUGGAAGAUAAUGCUUUUAGAUGAAUUUACCACUAAGCUUUUGGCAUCGUGUUGCAAAAUGACAGAUCUUCUAGCAGAGGGUAUAACUGUUGUGGAGAAUAUUUAUAGGAAUCGAGAACCUGUCAGACAAAUGAAAGCUCUUUAUUUUAUCUCUCCAACAUCAAAGUCUGUAGAAUGUUUUUUACGUGAUUUUGCAAGUAAGUCCGAGAACAAAUACAAAGCAGCAUAUAUAUACUUCACUGACUUUUGCCCUGAUAGUCUCUUUAACAAAAUUAAGACUUCUUGCUCCAAAUCAAUAAGAAGAUGUAAAGAAAUAAAUAUUUCCUUCAUUCCACUUGAAUCUCAGGUUUAUACUCUUGAUGUACCGGAUGCAUUCUAUUACUGUUACAGUCCGGACCCUAGUAAUGCAAAUGGAAAAGAUGCCGUUAUGGAAGCAAUGGCUGAGCAGAUAGUUACUGUAUGUGCUACCCUGGAUGAAAACCCUGGAGUAAGAUAUAAAAGUAAACCUCUAGAUAAUGCCAGUAAGCUUGCCCAGCUUGUUGAAAAAAAACUUGAAAACUACUACAAGAUUGAUGAAAAGAGCCUAAUAAAGGGUAAAACUCAUUCCCAGCUCAUAAUAAUUGAUCGUGGCUUUGAUCCUGUGUCCACUGUCCUGCAUGAACUGACCUUUCAGGCAAUGGCAUAUGAUCUACUGCCAAUUGAGAAUGAUACAUACAAAUACAAAACAGAUGGGAAAGAAAAGGAGGCCGUCCUUGAAGAAGAUGAUGACCUCUGGGUCAGAAUUCGACAUCGGCAUAUUGCAGUUGUAUUAGAGGAAAUUCCCAAACUAAUGAAGGAAAUUUCAUCAACAAAGAAAGCAACAGAAGGAAAGACAUCACUUAGUGCUCUUGCGCAACUGAUGAAAAAGAUGCCCCAUUUCCGUAAACAGAUUACUAAGCAAGUUGUCCAUCUUAACUUAGCAGAAGAUUGCAUGAAUAAAUUCAAGCCUAAUAUAGAAAAGCUCUGCAAAAGUGAACAGGACCUGGCACUUGGAACUGAUGCAGAAGGACAGAAAGUGAAAGAUUCUAUGCGAGUACUUCUUCCAGUUCUACUCAACAAAAAUCAUGAUAAUUACGAUAAAAUAAGAGCGAUUCUACUUUACAUCUUCAGUAUUAAUGGAACUACAGAAGAAAAUUUGGACAGGUUGAUCCAGAAUGUAAAGAUAGAAAAUGAGAGUGACAUGAUCCGUAACUGGAGUUACCUUGGUGUUCCCAUUGUCCCCCCAUCUCAACAAGGCAAACCAUUAAGAAAGGAUAGGUCUACAGAAGAAACUUUUCAACUCUCCCGAUGGACACCUUUUAUCAAAGAUAUUUUGGAGGAUGCCAUCGAUAAUAGAUUAGAUUCAAAAGAAUGGCCAUAUUGUUCCCAGUGUCCAGCAGUAUGGAAUGGCUCAGGGGCUGUAAGUGCUCGCCAGAAGCCCAGAGCUAAUUAUUUAGAGGACAGGAAAAAUGGCUCAAAACUGAUUGUUUUUGUAAUUGGAGGAAUUACAUACUCUGAAAUGCGUUGUGCUUAUGAAGUUUCUCAGGCACAUAAAUCCUGUGAAGUUAUUAUUGGUUCUACGCAUAUUUUAACACCCAGAAAGCUUUUGGAUGAUAUAAAGAUGCUGAAUAAACCCAAGGAUAAAGUCUCCUUAAUUAAGGAUGAAUAGGGAUUUUUUUUUUUUUUGGAGAUUCUUAUUAAUAUGUUCAACUAAAAUAGAUCAAGACAAGGUUGCUACCAUGUAAUUUAACACUGUAAAUAUUUUAUGGAAUAAUGAUUUUUCAAACAUACUUCUUAAGGGACUUUAUGAUUACAUAUCUUUGGAUUUGCCAUGUUUAAUAAUUUAAAUAGUGUUGUUGCUUUGUAGAUGAUGAGAAGAAAUGUUAAAAUGCUUUCUAAAAGGAAAUUUUUCUCCUUUGGAACUGAAUAUAUUAGAAUUGUGGGUAAUUUUUCACAACUACCUAUGUACAUAUUAAUUACUUACCAGAUGCUUAUCUGUCUUAUACUGAAAUAUAGUUUUUUGGGAAAGAAUUAUUUUAAGUGAAAAGGUAGUAAAAGUAAAAACUUUAAGUGUGUGUAUGAUAGAAUGAUUUUCUAUAAGUGCAGGUUUUUUUCCAUUUGAAAUUCAUAAUUUCUUUUAUGUGUAAAAUAGUAUUGUCAUUAAUAGAAAUAAUUUCACAGUGUAUACUGUCUUCCCAGAUACUUCUAAAGAACACAAUUUUAUGUAAUUUCAGAAUCACGUAUGUUUAAAUUAGAAAGCCAAAAUUAAUUGUGAAUAUUCUAAGAGAAAAUAAAUGUAUAGUUACAAAAAUUAUCUUUUUGGGGGCAGGGGAGGAGAGGGAAGUUGGGAACUUAAAAAUUCUAAAUCAGAGAGUUACAAAAAAAAAAAAAAAAAAGAAUGCACCAUAAUCUUCCCAUCAAGAUAGCCUGGGUUGAUAUUCUAUAAAAACAAUGUAAUAUUUGUAUAGGUUGGAUAAUAUAAGGAUGUGUUUGCACAGGUAUUACACAAAAGGAAUGUCUUCAUUUCAAAUACCUCUUUCAACCUGUCCUCCUAGUGUUGUCACAUUAGGGACCAUAAUUUUAUAUAUUACUCAUCUUCAGAGUUUUGCUUAUAUAUAAUGCUGCAUUAUUUGGGUACAUAACCUUCGCAAACACUCAAAUUUUUAUAAUAUAAAUUUCUAGCAAUGGCA
This is a messenger RNA of Herpailurus yagouaroundi (jaguarundi), 2885 nucleotides long. RefSeq names its product syntaxin binding protein 3 (gene STXBP3). The record is from RefSeq and is a predicted model, not a curated record. The transcript has 19 exons. Bases 86 to 1864 code for a protein of 592 amino acids. NCBI's taxonomy places the organism in Eukaryota, Metazoa, Chordata, Mammalia, Carnivora, Felidae. Gene Ontology annotation, biological process: vesicle-mediated transport.